CUUACCAUUACCUUUUGUCCUUGAACUCAUAUCCAAGAUGGCUGCUCCUGCACUGAGAAAGUCUACCUGCGUCUUUCGACUCUUCAAUAAUGCAGUUCCUUGCUCUAUGCUGCAGAGCAGGAAUAGUGGAGUAUGGAGCAAUGUGGAGAUGGGACCACCAGAUGCCAUCUUGGGCGUCACGGAGGCCUUCAAGAGGGACACAAACCCCAAGAAGAUGAACUUGGGUGUUGGGGCCUACAGAGACGAUGCCGGGAAACCAUACGUCUUGCCCUCUGUGAAGCAGGCUGAGUUGGAAGUCAUCGACUCGGGACUGGACAAGGAGUAUGCUGGAAUUACUGGUGUCCCCGAUUUCUUCAAUUCAGCCAUCAAGCUUGCCCUCGGGGAGGACAGCUCUGCCGUCAAAGACGGACUGAAUGUCACCACACAAGCUAUCUCUGGAACUGGUGCUCUUCGUAUUGGGGCAAACUUUUUCAACAAAUGGUACUCUCAGAGCAAGACCUUUUGGCUCCCCACUCCCUCAUGGGGUAACCACACCCCAAUCUUCAAGCAUGCAGGUCUGAAUGUGUCCUCCUACCGUUACUACGAUCCCAGCACUUGCGGAUUCGACUUCCAGGGAGCCCUGGAGGACAUCAGUAAAAUCCCAGAGGGAGAUAUCAUUGUCCUCCAUGCCUGUGCCCACAACCCCACCGGUGUAGAUCCCAGGCCAGAGCAGUGGAAAGAGUUGAGUCAGGUGAUCAAACAGAGGCGACUUUUCCCCUUCUUCGACAUGGCCUAUCAGGGCUUUGCUAGCGGAGACACCAACAAAGACGCCUUUGCCGUGCGCAAGUUUGUCGAAGAUGGUCACCAGAUUGCCCUGUCACAGUCUUUCUCCAAGAACAUGGGUCUCUAUGGUGAGCGUGUCGGAGCUUUCACCAUCGUGUGCUCCUCUCCGGAGGAGGCUGCUCGCGUCAUGUCCCAGGUGAAGAUCAUCAUCCGACCCCUGUACUCCAACCCCCCUAUCCAUGGAGCCCGAGUGGCUGCCAAGAUUCUCAACACACCAGCACUGAAUGCACAGUGGUUGACGGAGGUGAAGGGCAUGGCCGACCGCAUCAUCGACAUGCGUGCACGACUGCGGGAUGGUCUCAAGCGGGAAGGCUCCAGUCACAACUGGCAACACAUCACAGACCAGAUCGGCAUGUUCUGCUUCACUGGACUCAAGCCUGAUCAGGUGGAACGUCUUACCAGUGAAUUCUCUGUGUACCUCACGAAAGACGGUCGUAUCUCUGUCGCCGGUCUUUCCUCCAACAACGUGGACUACCUGGCCAACGCCAUCCACCAAGUGACCAAGUAGGAUGGUCGCCAGACACACAAGCGCGCAGCGCAACGCAGCAUGGGCACAAUACACUCCAGCCCUGGAUCUUUGCAGAAACGAUUUCUGUGAUAUUGUUGCUCCUCUCCGAACGUGUGGAUGAAACUUCUUGUUCUUGUUGACUUUCUGAAGAAAAUUUGAGAUUUAUUUGUUCUUGUCUUAUGGUUGAGGAAUUUCUUGUCACCCCACAAUAACAAGUAUUGAGGAAUGGGAGCUGUGUGAUGAAUGUAGACUGAUAAACCUUUUUUUUUUUUCAUUCUUGCUUUUAAUUUUAGUGUCAUAGAUAUAUUUAUAUAUAUUUGCACAUGUAUCUCAAUUUGUUUGAUUUUUUUCUUUAGAAACCUUUUUUUUUUUUUUUGGUCGUUUAUUUCACGCAUAAUUGAUGGGUUUUUUUGUGCACAAUACUUAAGAGAGGGCGAUUGCUGGUGCUUACAUUUUUUGCGGAGCCCUUUUUCCUGGAUUCCUGUAGUUCUUUAAGAGUUAGACUUUAAAAGUUGUAGCUUUGUGUGAGGGUAAGAAUAGAUAUGACUAUUGCCGAUACCAAGGCUCCAGUGUGAAAGAAGUCUCGUGUGCACUCAGUCUCCCAUAGUCUCUCACAGUCACAGCAAACACAUCAUCACUCAAAAUACUCUGCUCACCGAGUCCUCAUGGUGGCACAGCUUAUUGCCUGUUUUACAAGGACGGAAUUGAAGUGAUACUUUGUUGAAAACAUUAUCGAGAAUUUCAGUGCUUUAUGUAAGAGUGGUCCAUUAUUGGAAAUUGUUACUUGUUUUUGAGGUUAGUGUUACCAAAUUUUAGAGCGCUUGUGUUUAUACUGCUCAGUUUUUGUACUUAGGAUUGCUACGUCAGUCUGGAUUAUUUCCUUGUUCUUUUUAUGCCAUAUGUCCAUUCGUAAUGAAGAACAUGUUAAUUCUGGAAAAUGUAUAGUAUACCGGCCUAAGCAAACACAUUUUGAAGCCUUUUACCUUUCAUUUCAUUCUGAGGCAAUCUACAUCUACACAGUGCCUGUUGUCAGCGGUGAAAAUACCAAAUCAAAAUAAGAGCCAAAAAAAAAACGUCUUCCUUUUGGAGCUUUUGAUCUGGUCAUAUUUUGCUUUGGAAGACUAGGAGGAAAUUUGUUUAGUGUGCUGUAUUGCUUUAUAAAUUUUGUGUGCACGUGCAACGCACUCAAAACUACAUUUUGUUUGUUCGUGUACUCCUGAUGGGUUUGAUUUUGAUUAUACAGCUGAAGGACGUGUGUUGGAAGGGCUUUUUAUGUAAAAAAUGAAUAAUAGCAAUUUGAUCUCUGAUAUUAUCAGCUGUUUCUGUGUUUUGUGUUGCUUUACAGAAGUGGCAUCGGCAAUGUCCCGAGUGCUGGUGAUGCGCUUGUUGUAAUGACGUACGUCCAUCUCUGCUGAAUGUUGUCCUCUGUUCACAUUUCUAGACAGAAUUGCCUAUAGUAGUGAUGGGAGGGAUGUUUUUUGCAACAUUUAUCAUGUUGACCAUGAAUAAACUGAUAAAUACAGUA
Messenger RNA from Aplysia californica (California sea hare), 2855 nucleotides. Its product is annotated as aspartate aminotransferase, mitochondrial. The record is from RefSeq and is a predicted model, not a curated record. NCBI's taxonomy places the organism in Eukaryota, Metazoa, Mollusca, Gastropoda, Aplysiida, Aplysiidae. Gene Ontology annotation, biological process: biosynthetic process; L-aspartate catabolic process. The transcript has 11 exons. Gene Ontology annotation, cellular component: mitochondrion. Gene Ontology annotation, molecular function: L-aspartate:2-oxoglutarate transaminase activity; pyridoxal phosphate binding. The coding region runs from base 38 to 1330 and encodes 430 amino acids.